AUGCUAUCUAGUAGACUAGUCACACGUGCAUUCAGGCCAAACAACUUUAGAUUUGCCUCUACUUUGACCUUUUUAGAGUCUACUGCUAAUGGUGAGAUAUCUCCUGCCUCUUUGAGUGCCUUGAAUGCUUCAAGCAAGUUAAAAAAUCCAAUUACGGCCGUAAUUUUGGGCUCUGGUGCCCCAUCAGCUGCUGAAACACUGAAGAAUAAUUACAAAUGUGACGGACUAUCUAAUAUAUUGGUCUUGAAUGAUUCAAGAUUUGACCACUAUCUGCCUGAAAAAAUUGCUCCCGCACUAGCUGAGUUGUUGAAAUCUGAUGAUUACUCGCAUUUUGUAACCGCUAGCUCCUCAGUUGGUAAGAAUAUUCUGGGAAGAAUAGGUGCCGAAUUGGACUCACAGCCGGUAAGUGAUGUCCUAGAAAUUAAAGAUGAACAAACUUUUGUUAGACCAAUUUAUGCUGGUAACAUCAUUACUACUAUUAAAUCGUCGCAGAAAAAGCAACUUGUAUCAAUUAGACCAUCUUCAUUUGAUGCUGUAGCAUCUGGAUCAACUUCAGGUGCUAACAUUACAGAAAAGUCAGUUGAUAUCCCAGAUAGCAACGCUAUUGAAUGGGAAAGUGAGAAUAUUUUGAAAAGUGGUAGACCAGAGCUCGGUUCCGCAAAAGUAAUUGUCUCUGGUGGCCGUGCAUUUAAAGACAAGGAAACCUUCGAGAAAUUGCUUACACCACUGGCUGAUACUUUGCAUGCAGCUAUUGGUGCAACCAGAGCUGCAGUAGACAACGGAUUCUGUGAUAACUCACUUCAAAUUGGACAAACGGGUAAAGUUGUCGCUCCUGAUUUAUAUAUUGCAGCAGGCAUUUCAGGUGCUAUCCAACAUCUGGCAGGUAUCAAGGAUUCAAAGGUCAUUGUAGCCAUCAACAAUGAUCCAGAGGCACCUAUAUUCAAAGUAGCUGAUUAUGCAUUGGUUGAAGAUGUGUACAAAGUUCUCCCUGAACUAACUGAAAAACUCAAAUAA
Nakaseomyces glabratus is the source of this 1014-nucleotide messenger RNA. RefSeq names its product Aim45p (gene AIM45). Gene Ontology annotation, molecular function: electron transfer activity; flavin adenine dinucleotide binding. The record is from RefSeq and is a predicted model, not a curated record. NCBI's taxonomy places the organism in Eukaryota, Fungi, Ascomycota, Saccharomycetes, Saccharomycetales, Saccharomycetaceae. Gene Ontology annotation, biological process: fatty acid beta-oxidation using acyl-CoA dehydrogenase. Gene Ontology annotation, cellular component: mitochondrion.